CAGAUGGCACCCAUAGUGCAUUGCGCGAUAGAACCCGGGAGAUGCGAAUCAAGAUGGCGCCGGGUCGUGGAACUGGAAGGGUCAACUCGGGAAAAACUCGUCCUUCACGGUUAUUAAACGUCAGUUUUAGGAGUGCAUUCAGUUCAUACGUUGAAACAACCAAGGACAAGCUUCAUCUGACAACUCAAGAAACACCGGACGAUGGACUUCAGGACCCACAAAGCCUCGGUCCUCUUGUGUAUUUCUGUCCUUUGCUGCGGCACAGGGGCCAUCGGGAUAAUUACUGGACAGCAAGCAGCCUAUUUGAAAGUCCGGAUGGCAGAAGUAAAGACAAAGAUUGACGGAGUGAAGUCCCGGGUAGGGAACGUCCGGGAGUCGGUCAUCUCUUUAGUGCAGAAUCGUCUGCCGACUGUGGCUACCUUUUCUGCUGGUUCCUGUCCAGACCCCCCAGUCAUCACCGGAGCCAGUAUCUUCGGUUGCAGCACCCCCUAUGAGGAGUCCGAAGUCUGCAUCUACACCUGCAGCAGGGGGUAUGUUCAGGAGGGGGGCACCCGGAGCCGCGCCUGUAGGGGAGAGAGCUGGGAAGGCUCGGAUCUCGUCUGCACCGAACAAACUUUAGGUUCCUGCCCAGACCCCCGGAACAUCACCGGAGCCAGUAUCACCGGCUGUAGCGCCCCCUAUGAGGAGUCCGAAGUCUGCAUCUACAGUUGCGACAGGGGGCAUGUUCAGGAGGGGGGCAACUGGACCCGAGCCUGUAGGGGAGGGAGCUGGGAAGGCUCGGAUCUCAUCUGCAGUGAACAAACUAUGCAUUAA
Molecule: messenger RNA, 813 nt
Organism: Branchiostoma belcheri (Belcher's lancelet)
Lineage: Eukaryota; Metazoa; Chordata; Leptocardii; Amphioxiformes; Branchiostomatidae
Product: complement factor B-like
Exons: 7
Coding region: 202-813 (203 amino acids)
Source: RefSeq, a predicted model, not a curated record